Messenger RNA from Monopterus albus (swamp eel), 1059 nucleotides. It is a transcript of the gene uts2r3, whose product is annotated as urotensin-2 receptor 3. Gene Ontology annotation, molecular function: urotensin II receptor activity. The transcript has 2 exons. Lineage: Eukaryota; Metazoa; Chordata; Actinopteri; Synbranchiformes; Synbranchidae. Gene Ontology annotation, biological process: neuropeptide signaling pathway; blood vessel diameter maintenance; regulation of blood pressure. Gene Ontology annotation, cellular component: plasma membrane. The record is from RefSeq and is a predicted model, not a curated record. The coding region runs from base 1 to 1059 and encodes 352 amino acids.
AUGGACAUCUCAGGUUCUUUGCCUACCCCCUUUACUUACACUUUCUCUGUUAUCCCCAAUUCCUCAGUGCCUUCCUCCUCUCCCUCCAUCUCUCCUUCCCCCAGCCGGGUGUCCACAGCUCUGUUUUGUGCACUCCUCUCCCUCCUCUCCUUGCUUGGCAUCACAGGAAACCUGUACACUAUAGGCCUCCUUCUGAGGCGCAGGAGAAGUAGGAGACGACGUGAAGCUGGGCUAAGCUGCUGCCUCAUGAAAGUACCUGUGUUGAGCCUUGCUCUUGCUGAUCUGCUCUACCUUUUCACCGCUCCCUUCAUUGUGUAUGACAGCCUAGCAUCUGGCUGGGCCUUCGGUGAGCUGGGCUGCCGUCUCCUCCUGAGCUUGGACCUCCUCACCAUGCAUGCCUCCAUCUUCACUCUCACCGCCAUGAGUCUGGAUCGCUACCGGGCUGUGGCUCAUCCCUUGCACACCACCUCCUCUAACUCCUCCAGCUUGCUGCGUGUAGGCCUUGCUUGGGGGCUGGCUGUGGCUCUUAGUCUGCCAAUGAUGAUCACCCUGCACCUGGAGGAUGGGGAGAACCAAGAGGGACAGCUGUGUGUGCCAGCAUGGGAUGAGCAGAGCUCCAAGGCCUACCUGAGCGUACUGUUCUGUACCAGCAUCCUUGGUCCUGGAUUGGCCAUUGGAGCACUUUAUGCUACUCUGGGCCGGCUCUAUUGGGUGUCUCAGACCCAGCCGGCCUGGGCUAGUGGGAGCAGCACUGCUUGCCCUCCCCGUGCUCCCAAACCCAAAGUCCUGCUCCUUAUCCUGGGUAUUGUCCUGGCCUUUUGGGCCUGCUUUCUGCCUUUCUGGAUCUGGCAGCUGCUGCCUCUGUACCAACCUGACAUUCUGCGGACAUUACCAGUGGGGACACAGGUGACAGUGAAUCGUAUCCUCACAGGGCUGACCUAUGGAAACUCUUGUGUGAAUCCAUUCUUCUACACACUACUGACUGGAAAACAAAGACGCAACCGGCAGACACUGCCAUCAGUAAAUCACCUCUGCAGCAAGAAUAGUCCACUGAAGUAA